AUGACAGCGAGUGAUGAGUGUUCAAAACACAUUCAAGAAUAUAAGAAUUCGUUAGAAAAAGAAUUAAACAUAAUAAGUCCAACUAUUCUAUUUGGAGCUCUUGUCUGGGACGAGAUGGGACAAACGGAAAAAGCACACAAAUAUUUUAAUACGUUGUUAAAAACACUACCAAACGAUCAAGAAGAUAUUUCUUGUGUUUAUAAUAACGCUGGAAAUAUGCAUUGGAAGAUAGGUGAAUUGAAUAUGGCAUUGGAAAAUUAUGAGCGAGCUUAUGAAAUACGUCGAAAAAAAAUACCGCCUGAUCAUCCUCGUAUUGCUACCUCUUUGCAAAAUACUGGUCUUAUUUAUAAAGACAAAGGUAGUUAUGAUGGAGCAUUGGGUCAUUAUCAGAAAACUCUAUCUAUUCACCAGAAAAACUAUCCCGGCGAUGAUUUGCGUGGGUCUCACGCGUUAAGAAAUAUCGGUUUGUUCUAUCACGCAAAAGGUGAAUAUGAUCUCGCAAUAGAUUAUUUGACACAAGCACUUGAAAUGCGUCAGAGAACUUUACCUGAUGAAGAUCCGUCUAUCGGUGUAUGCCUCGAAUAUAUUGGUUCUGUAUAUGAAGCCAAACUAGAGUAUGAUCGUGCCCUUGAAUAUUUUCAUCAACAAUUGAAAACGGAAGAAAACGUUUUACCCAUCGAUCAUCCAAAGCUUAGUAAGAGACUGGAUACCAUCGUAGGCGUGUACGAAAAUUAA
This is a messenger RNA of Didymodactylos carnosus, 735 nucleotides long. Lineage: Eukaryota; Metazoa; Rotifera; Eurotatoria; Philodinida; Philodinidae. The record is from the annotation of a GenBank genome assembly.